Vitrella brassicaformis is the source of this 2788-nucleotide messenger RNA. NCBI's taxonomy places the organism in Eukaryota, Vitrellaceae. The record is from the annotation of a GenBank genome assembly.
AUGACUGAAUCGAAGUCUUUCAAAGUCCACCCUCCGGACGGCAGACCUUUUGUGCUCCUUUUCCCAGUGGAGCGCGGGCGCCGUCCGGACGCAGAGGCGCUCCUGCAGCACCUGCAGAGAGACGGGCGCGUCCUCAGGUCAGUGGAGCAUCCGGUUAUUGACAUAGAGGAGUCCCGUUCUUCAGCCGUCGACUACAUCACCAGAAUCACCAGUGCGCUCGGCUUACUGACAGACAGACAGACAGACGGACGGACAGACAGACGGACGGACAGACGGAUGGACGGACGGACAGGCAGGCUUGACGAGGGGUGUGUAUAUAUCAUGCUUUCCCUCGUCUGUCUGUGUGCCAGGACUUCCAGUGGCUGGAGCGGCUCACGUCGGUCAUCAAGAACCGAGGCCAACUCAUGAGGCCAGCAGGACAGACCACAGAGAGAGACGUGCACACACACAGGCGAUCACUUCUUCUGUUUCUCUCUGUGCGUGCCGUCCUUUCGCUCCUUCAGCCUUCUGUGCAACCUAAAGGUGCUGGAGCUGAUGAAUUUCCCCGCGAAGCCGGCUGUCCCCGGACGAAGCCUGGCCGACGAGCUGACGGCAUCGCUGAAGCGGUCGUUCAAGACCCUCCUGCUGCAAAUGCCCGAGCUGCCCCCCGCGCCGACUACACCCGUCAAAGCCGGGCAGUACUGGUGUGACGACGACACCUACAUCUCCCGCGGACGCGGCUACCUGGUCGGCAUCUGCCGGCUCUUCGAAGACCUGCUCCUGUCGUCCGUGGUGGUCCCCAUGGACCCCAACAAACUCGGUCAGUCAGCUGAGCAACCCAGGGGCGAUCAUGCGACUGCCUGUCGGUUCCUCUGUGUAGCUUGCUGCACACACGAUGGGAUGGAGACGGAGGAGGACAGCUGUGAGAGUGGGCACGCGGCUGCUGCUGCUGGUCUGACCUGCCCCACUCCGGGCAGCCCAUCAAAGGAGGAGUCGCCGAGAAAUCUCGCGGCGCUGCUGAGCGACUACAUGGACGAGGAGGUCCCCGAAGGUCAGAACGGUCCGAUCAAAAUCGCUUCUGGCCUGAGAAUGGAAAACCGGCGGGGCGGUAGGCCGUCUCAGCAAAGGCUCGACAGACAACCAAAGAGCAGAAAGGACACACUUGCCUGUUCUCCUGUUUGCCUGUGGCCAUUCAGAGCCGUAUGGCGAUGUCAUGCGUGAUCUGCUGGGGCGGGCCGUGGGACGGGUGAGGACAACACGCACGAAAAGACAAGCCUCUACUACGGUAGGCCUUGAGUCAAUGUGCGUUUGUGUGUGUGCACAACACCUGAUGGACGCGCUGUUGUGUUCGUGGUCUCGUGUGUGAUCGAUCAAUCAGCUGCCCCCUACGGCUACCCCGAUGCGGGCUACUUCCACCGGGCCACGCGUAAGCCACACACAGCAUUUAUGAAUGGCGGGGAUGUGGGCGACUGAGUGGCUGACUCUUGUAUCUUCCCCCAUUCCUUGUGUGCGCAGAGGAGCUGCGCGCCCGUGGCAUCAUUCCGACGGCGUUGGAGCAGACACUGCUGGAUGGCGACCCCACGCCCUUGGGUACCAAAGACUACGCCAACCCGCAUAAGUGACUACCUCACCUCACGCACGCGCACACAUUUCCGCGCAAGAUGAUGCACAUGGGUAUUGAUGGAUGUGCGUGCAGCGUCCAAGGGACGCCUGCUCAGAUGCCCACGUGGCGUACGACACAAACCACCGUGGCGGUCCGCAAGACGGCAGUCGAGACGUCCCUCAAACUGGCCGCCAUCGGCGACCGCCAGCCGACACAAGGCGACAUGCAUGACACGGCGACCGCCAUGAUGGAGGCCUUCCCUCUGCUCGACAUCGGUGAGCGAGGCGCAUGUAUUUCUAGGUGCGUGUAGGAGAGCGUGUGUCUGUUGCAUGCAGGGCGUCGGGCUGCAGCGCUGCACAUUCUCGAGACCGACUUCACCAACACUCUUCGCCAGCUGCAGGGCUCAGUGCCGGUGUUGUUUGAAAGCACCGAACUCAACACACAGGCAAGCACGCCAACAGGAUGCCGGUGAGGGUCUGAAGAGAGCGGCGAUCGAGGUGGUUGGCCGUGGCAGUGCGGUUGCUGAGACCAUCCCACUGUCUGCCCCCACAGAAGAGGUCAUGGUGGGUUGAGACAUGUACACACACACAGGUGCACACCAAUUCGCAUGUCUCCAUGUGUUCCAUGUGUGUGUCAGAUGGCUGCCUACAUUUUAUAUUCUGUGGCUUUAUGCAUCCAUCUCGCCGCUUCGCUGUGUCGCUCAUCAGCCCGGCCGCCAGGAGCGGCGGGCCCGUCUGUCUCCGCCGUCAGGAACCCACCGCCACAUGGACAUGGACGCGACAGCGGCACGUGGAUUUUGAGGACGGCGACGACCAGCCAUGGACGCAGGCAGAGCGGGAGGCCUUGGUUCGCCUGUUUGUGAAGGUGGGCGACAUCGCAGGCGAAUUCCUGACGGCCUUCCCCACACGCGGCGUCACAGCCAUCGACACUUACCUCAAGGGCGAGGUCCGCGAAAUGGUCAAGGUGCGGCGAGAGCAAGGCGAGACCCUCCUGGAGGCGGCCAAGCGAUACGUCGCCCGGCUGGAUUGGCUGGAGGCCAAGACGCGACAGACGCCAGCAAUGCCCAAGGAGUCCAUCGAGAUCAAGAAGGUCAUCAAGGAUGAGGGCGAUGAGGGCCACGAGGAUGGCGCACGGGAGUCCUCGCCUGCUGCUGCGGCUGCGGCAUGCCCCAUGGUCACAGACACAACAGACCUGCGUGAGGCGUAG